Molecule: messenger RNA, 3674 nt
Organism: Siniperca chuatsi (mandarin fish)
Lineage: Eukaryota; Metazoa; Chordata; Actinopteri; Centrarchiformes; Sinipercidae
Product: zinc transporter ZIP1-like
Exons: 4
Coding region: 321-1325 (334 amino acids)
Biological process (GO): zinc ion transmembrane transport
Cellular component (GO): plasma membrane
Molecular function (GO): zinc ion transmembrane transporter activity
Source: RefSeq, a predicted model, not a curated record
CCGAGUGGAUCAAAACCAGCUUCUAUUUUGGAAACCGGAACCUCGGUCGGUCGUCGUGCUGCGCGCGAAGCGGGAUCAGCUGAUGGGAACUGACUCACCACUUCCCGCACAGCGUGUAACCUCACCGAGCCGAGGCCAGGACACCCAGGCGGAUCGUACUGAACUCGAGCUUCUGCUGAGGAGGGUCAGCGUGAGCUGCUGGAUCCGGAUUCAGACUCUCGUGUCCUGUGUGAAUCCAUGGCGGGUGUUUGAGAGCUCCUCCUCCUCCUCGCUGCCUGACUCAGAAGUGACAGAGGAGGUGAAGAAAAACCAGACUAAAGAUGUUCGCCGGUGUCCUCCGGUCUCCUGGGAGGGAAACGGCAGCGCUGCAGGUCAACCCGGCCGACGUCCCAGCCCUGGAGAUCAAACUGGGAGCGCUGGUGGUCCUGCUGUCCGUCACACUGCUGUUUGGGUUCGCCCCGGUCUGCGUCGUCCGGGGGGCGGGGCGCUGCAGUGUGGAUCCAGAUUUGCGGCGCAGGCUGCUGAGUUUGAUCAGCUGUUUUGCUGGUGGAGUUUUCUUGGCCACGUGUCUGCUGGACCUGCUGCCAGACUACCUGCAGGGCAUCAAUGAGGCCUUCGGCAACGCAGGAAUCACACUCCAGUUCCCUCUGCCUGAGUUCAUCGUGGCCAUGGGCUUCUUCCUGGUCCUGGUCCUGGAGCAGAUCAUCCUGGCCUUUAAGGAGCAAUCAUCCUCUCACUUGGAGGAGCGUCGGGCUCUGCUGGUGGACUCCAGCGUCCAGGCAAACGACAGGAACGGGCGCCAUCACUCCCACCGCCGUCGUGGGUCAGAGGAAUCCAAUGGCGGCCACUUCCACGUGGACUUCGGCUCCCAGUCCGCCCUGCGCGCCUUCAUCCUGGUCUUCUCGCUGUCUCUGCACUCAGUGUUUGAGGGUUUGGCGGUGGGGCUGCUGGAGGACGGGAAGGAAGUGCUGGAGAUCUGCCUGGCGCUGAUGAUCCACAAGAGCAUCAUUUCCUUCAGCCUGGCCUUUAAGCUGACCCAGGGCCAGCUGCGGCGCUCGGUGGUUUUCGGCUGCCUGCUGCUGUUCGCCAUCAUGUCCCCUCUGGGCAUCGGUAUGGGCAUCGGCCUCACCGAGACCAAGGCGUCCCCGCAGCACCAGCUGGCCCGCUGCACGCUGGAGGGGCUGGCAGCAGGAACCUUCAUCUACAUCACCUUCAUGGAGAUCCUGCCGCACGAGCUCGGCUCCGCCAGGAACCGCAUCCCCAAGGUGGCCGUGCUGCUGGUGGGCUUCGCUGUGGUCACUGCCGUGCUCUUCAUCAAAUUGUAACCAUGGAAACACAGACAUUUGGCGAGAAAGUCUGUCAUAAAACCAAGAGUUCUCACUUUGGCAGCCAGCGUGUCGAUCUGACGCUAUGUAUCAGCGCUCUGCCUGUUCAGUAUCGUCAGCUCAGAAAUCAGGAAUCCAAUCCUUUGUCUUUAACUUUUUGGAAAGUAAUGAAAAUGUAUUAUACAAUGCAUACUUUCUGUGCUUUUGAACCGUAGUCAUGUAGAUUGCAUUCGGCGCUCCAUAACGACGUAGUUAAAAGGAACACUGCACCAAAUCUGUGGUUUGAGUAUCAGAAGGCCCCCCCUGUGGGCGUGAAAGGAGGCUCUGAAAAGCUGAUCUUGCUUCUUCUUGGAGGACGGCAGCUGGAGUCAGAGUCGUGUCAAAACAUCCGUAGAAACUUCUCAGAUCACUCCUGCAACAUAUUUCACUCCUCAGUCACUGCUCCGUGUGUUCAGUGUGGUCCAAAUAGCCGUCGUUUGGCCAGCAAAUGGAUACAUACACGACUUACUUUCGUGAUAACGUGACAUGAAAACCGUGUAUUUAGUGACGUCGCAUGUUAGGACCAUAUUGAACAUAUUGGAUGGAGAGCUGAGAAGUGGAGUGUGCUGCAGAAGUUUAAGUUUAAGACGUUUCUAUGGACGUUUUGACGCGUCUUUGCUGUGGCUGAUUACUUUCACUGUCCUCCACAAAGGAGCUGACUACGCACUUCUCAGAGUGACCCUUCCGGCCCACGGGGGGGAGGGGGGGGGGACGACUGACAGGGAAGCAUCCCUCUACGUUUGCAACCUGUCUGUACGAGGCGUGACACCGGGACAGUUCAGAGUCCUGGUUUUCACCUGGAGGUAACGAGGCUUCGUGCAGAGGUGAGGUUCGGAGUCAGUUUGCUCUUUGCUCUUGGCAUUCAUUCACCGACCGCCAUAGAGUGGGUACAUUUCAGAUUUCAGUUUCAUAAAGUUGCCUUGGACUGACCAGCAAAGUGUUAAGUAUAAAGCUGAAACUAAUGAUUUAUUUAAUUUGUAUUAAUCUAGUGGUUAUUUUUUUCAAUUAUUGUUUAACUGUUGAUCUAUAAAACAUCAGUAAAUAGCGAAAAAUGUCCAUCACAAGUUCUGAGACUCCAAAGUGACGUCUUCACGUGUCUUGUUUUGUCCGACCAGCAGCCCAAGACCCAAACGUAUUCCGUUCACAAAGAUUUAAAACAGAGAGAAGCUGGAAGCAGGAAAUAUUUCGAUUUCGGGUUUAAUAAAUGACUUGCUCUGGUGCUUUCACCGCUACGUGGACCCCUGACCACAGCCCUAACCCUAGACUACUCUGACUAAUCAUUGUUUUUGCAAUCAUGUCAGAUAUGAGCUCUUUAUGAAUCAGAAUCAGAAAGACCUUAUUGAUCCCCGAGGGGAAACUCUUUUGCUACAGCAGCUCGCUGUCACGUCAGUGCACACAGGAAUACAAUCCACUAUAAUACAGGUCAGAUAGAUUAAGUACAAGUGGGUAUAAAAUAAAAUAAAAUAAGUGUGAAGUACACAGUGGGUGUACCGGUUGAUGAUAAUAAUACGGUAUAAGGUAAUAGUGCAUGCACAGGACAAUUGUAGGAUAUGAGUGUUAAGGGGAAAGCCAGCUCAUUAGUAUCCACGCUGCCCCCUCCCAAUAUGACCACACCUACCUGCCAACAAACAUCUCCCGUAAUCACAGAGGUCAUGUUUGCACCGCAGAUAUCUGCAACUAACACCAUCCAUUUCAGUUUGCAGCGGUGAAAAUGUGUCCCGGCAGAGCUGGAGACAGACGUGCGAAUAUGUGAUUUCUGCUUUUCUUGGCUGCACGGGCAGAAACAGAAACCACUUUGUGUCCUGGUCUGCGGGAAAACCUCCAAAUGUUCCUCCUUCCACUUCAGCUAAAACAAGUCUUUUAUUUAGACGACGCUCCGCAGAGAGACGCUCCGCUGGGUGAGCACAAUGGGCCGGUUGUUGUUUCGGUCAGAGGGAAUUUACUACAGGGCCGGACUCUGCAAGGUCAGAGCCGGCGGGUGGAAACCUUGUAUCUGCUAUAAGAUCAGCUUUGAUUUAUUUUUGACUUCAUUCAUCUUGCUUUAACGGGAUUUUAUGUGCAGAAAAAGCGCAGAAAUGUUCUGCAGAAACCAUGAAAAAGAGGCGUUGAUGUGAUGAGAGUGAUGUGUUUUUGACAAUGGCACUACAGAAAUGUAUUUUUGAAAUUAUGACACCAAAGUCUUUGAUCCAAAGUCAUUUUAAGGGCUACAGUAUUUUAAUCACUGUGUUGAAUGUGUGAAAUAUGUGUCAUAUUUUGUAUUGUGAUGAUACAUGAAAGACUGAUUUAAACAUAAAAUAGUUUUUGAGAUCA